Molecule: messenger RNA, 1191 nt
Organism: Mucor velutinosus
Lineage: Eukaryota; Fungi; Mucoromycota; Mucoromycetes; Mucorales; Mucoraceae
Exons: 8
Coding region: 1-1191 (396 amino acids)
Biological process (GO): poly(A)+ mRNA export from nucleus
Cellular component (GO): nucleus
Source: RefSeq, a predicted model, not a curated record
AUGGCCACAUACGAUGAAGAAUCUAUGAGACAAGAGAAAUUAUUCGGCUCUAGUGAAGAGGAGGAGGAAAUGAGCGACCUUGAUGGUGAUCAAGCAUCUGAUACCGAGGAGCCUGUCAGAUCAACCCACAUCGAAGAAGAAGAAGAAGAAAAAGAGCAACAAGAGGUGCAACAUGACGAAGAAGCACCCAAGCCCAUCACAAAGCUACCAUCUUUCAAAAAAAAGCAUAGAGACGUUGACGAUGAGGAAAAUGCUCGCUUAGAAGAGGUCCGCCGUGAAAUUCGUGAAUUAAAGAACAAUUCGUCUCAUCACAACAGCGCUGAUGUUAUUGAAGACGAGGAUGAGGCUCCUAUUGAUCCUCGUCAAGCUUUGAGAGAUGAAAUUGAUAGAGAGUUUGCCAAGGCUUUGAAGGGCGGCAAAAAGAAGAGAAAGAAGCAGGAUGGUGAAGAUCUUGAAAGUUCUAUGGAUGAGGAAUUAUCCAACUUGAGAGAGCGCAUGAGAAAUGCCUCAGAGGAAGAUGCUGUUGCUAAUGGAGAGAGACGAGCUGCCACAGCAAAGUUGAAGAUGUUGAAUGAAGCUACCACGAUGCUGACAAACAAGCAUUUGCAUGAUGCGAUCUUGGAUAACGGUCUUUUGGAGAUGAUAAGACUAUGGCUUGAGCCUUUACCUGAUCGUUCUUUACCUAGUUUGGAUAUUCAAAGUGAAAUGCUUGAUGUUUUGGACAAACUGCCCAUCGCAGGUGAUCAUUUGCGCGAAAGUGGAGUUGGUAAAAUCGUCUAUUUCUAUACCAAAUCGCCUCGUAUCGAACCCACCAUGAAGAGAAAGGCUGAUCAAUUAGUAGCCAAAUGGAGUCGAUUGGUUAUCAAGCGCAGUGAAAACUACAAGGAACGUCGACCAGCUGUCCAAGAGUACAGACAAGAAGAUGCACUUCAUCAAAGAAAGAGAUACAGACGUCCUGCUGAAGAACCAGAGGAAGACAAACAAGAGAAUAGACAUUUUGUUCGAGUACCUCAAGCUGUGGCCGCAGAUUACGAUGUUGCACCUCAGAGUACUGUUAGAACCGAUAAAAACAGAAACUCUCGACCUGAUAAUACAUUCAGAAGAUUAAACAACACAAUGCGUUCUAUCAAGACUGGACCCAAAAGAACUACACCCAAGGUGUCUAUUGAGGGAAAGGGAAUGUCUUUCUAA